Cylas formicarius (sweet potato weevil) is the source of this 2694-nucleotide messenger RNA. RefSeq names its product probable ATP-dependent RNA helicase DDX20. Lineage: Eukaryota; Metazoa; Arthropoda; Insecta; Coleoptera; Brentidae. The transcript is spliced from 3 exons. Gene Ontology annotation, biological process: spliceosomal snRNP assembly. Gene Ontology annotation, molecular function: ATP binding; RNA binding; RNA helicase activity. The coding region runs from base 174 to 2657 and encodes 827 amino acids. The record is from RefSeq and is a predicted model, not a curated record. Gene Ontology annotation, cellular component: SMN complex.
AAAGAAAAUAUCUAACAGCGUAAUGUGAUAAAGCUAAAAAUCUGCAUUUAAAUUGUAGUCUAUGGAUAAGACAAAUAGGCCAAAAUAAAAAAGAAGAAGCUGAUUGUUCAAAGACGAAGAAACUUUAGGUUAGGCAUCUAUAAACAAUUUAUAUUUUCUAUACAUUUAUAAGCAUGUCCGAGACCAAAAAAUUAGCCCAUUCUCUGGAGGACAAAACGAGAACCAGGGACGUUAUUGCAGAAGGGAACGUCUCAUUCGAGUCGUUGGUUUUGCCUGGCAAUGUUCUCAAAGGAUUGAUUGACAACGGAUUUCACAAGGCCUCUCCUAUUCAAAUUAAAGCAAUCCCUUUAGGAAAGUGUGGAUUCGAUUUGUUGGUAAAAUCGAAAUCGGGCACUGGCAAAACAUUGGUAUUCACAAUUGUAGCACUUGAUACUAUAGAUUUUGCUAAGAUUGGGCCACAAAUUUUAGUUGUAACUCCGACUAGAGAAAUUGCAGUUCAAAUUCGAGAUGUAUUUAAGGCUGUUGGAUGUUAUUUUGAUGGACUAAAUGUAGAGUACUUUAUUGGAGGAUUUCCGAUAGAACAGGAUAAACUUAAAUGUAGAUCCUGUCAUGUGGCUAUUGGUACACCAGGCAGACUGAAACAGCUUAUACAAACUGGUAUUCUCAAUGUAAGUUUUAUUAGGCUUUUUGUGCUUGAUGAGGCUGAUAAGCUAAUGGAAAAUAGCUUUGAAAAUGAUGUUAACGAAAUUUAUAAUAGUUUACCUGCAAAGAAGCAAGUUAUAAUGUGUAGCGCGACAUACACCAAAGAACUAGAGACACUUUUAACUAAUUAUAUGCUUAGCCCAACUUAUGUUAGUGCUGAAAUUGAAACUCCACUUCUGUUGGGGCUUAAGCAAUUUGUGAGGAUUACCAAAUUUGCAAAUAAUAUUGUACAACAGACAAAGGUUAAGAAUGAUGAUUUGGUAAAAAUUUUUGCAGUGACAUCUUUUACCCAGUGUUUGGUAUUUUCAAAUUAUCAGUCACGUGCUGAAAGCACAAGCAAUUUUCUUAACCGAAAUGGUUGGAGUUCUACUUAUAUAUCUGGGGCCCAAAAUCAAAAUGACCGGCUUAAUGCUAUUUCAAACUUGAAGGACUUUAAGUUUAGAAUAUUAAUAUCUACAGAUCUGACUGCUCGAGGUAUUGAUGCAGCUAAUGUAGACUUAGUCAUAAAUUAUGAUAUUCCCACGGAUGCUAUGACCUAUUUACACCGAAUGGGCAGAGCUGGUAGAUAUGGUUCUACAGGUGUUUGUAUUAAUAUGGCAUCUGAAGGCCAAGAGGUUGUGUUAUUACAAAAUAUAUUGGGUAGUAUUGGAGGAACCAAUUUAUCCAUACCUAUUCUAAAUGAUUCAUUCAAUCUAAAAGAAGAGAAUUUGUCCAAAGAAAAUUUGCUUUCUGGAGUUGUCUCAGAAAAAAAUGUCUCAUUCGACCAGUUCAAAGUGGAAUUAGACAAAAUAAAAGUAAAGCCUGAUAAAAGUAGAAAAAUAAAACAUAAAAAAGAUGAUCUAGAUAAAGUUAAAGGAAAUGUUGAGGAGAGUAUUGCAGAUGUUGAAGCAACAUCAAUUUUAGGACAGUUAGCAGAAGGAAAUUUUGAAUUGGGUAACAAUGGUAGUUCAGAUGAUUUAAAUUGCAAAAUCAAUAGUUUUGAAUUAUUAAGUCACUUAACAUCAGAUGCUUUUAACAUACCAAGUAACCAAGAACAUAAACUUAUGAGUGAGGAUAUAGAUAUAACAAAAAUAUUAACUGAACUAGCUGAAAAAGGCAAGACAGUUCUUAAUUCAAAUUUAGAUAUCAAUUAUAUCCCAUCUAACCCAAAUUCUGAAAGUGAUAUAUACAAAAAAAAUAGAACUCUGUUUAGCGUCGCCAAAACUUUAAGUAACUGUGAUACAGAUCAAGAUGACAUACAGGCUAUAGGUCAGUACCUGAACUCUAGAAGAUAUGAGGAUUAUUUACAAGAAUGCAAUGUAUUGGCAAGUGAAAUAAGACAGCAAAGGUGUUCCCAAAAACAAGUUUUGGAGAACAUAUUUUCAAUGGCAUAUCAAUUUGCAAUAAACCCUUCAACAGUUCAUUGGCAAAACUUGCUUCCUGAAGAAGAACGAAUGAAAAUUGUAAAUGGUCAAGUAGAAGAUGAUUGCCAAGAUGAUAUUGUUACAGAUGAAUUUGGAGAGGAAUAUAAUGAUAAUGAUGAGGAAUACAACUUUGAGUUAGAGAAAGAAAUUGAAGUUAACUAUGACAUGCAGCCGAUUGAUGAUUUUAAUUGUCUUAAAUGGGUCCCAGUUGAAGCAAAGUCUCAAAAAUCUAAUGAGUACAUGUCAGUUGCCAAAAAUAAUUUCAUUAAUAAUGAAGUAAGGGAAUCUGGGAAUCACAGUAUAGCUCCAUCUUACAUCGAAAAGUAUUGCAAUCAAUAUGGCGAAUAUUUUAGGCAUUGUAGUGAACAUCUGUGGCAAACUGGGUUGUCUUUUAAUACUGUAGAACAGUUUGAUCAGUGGUUCUGCUAUGACUGGCAAGCUCAAGUGUCAGCAGUAAGAAAUUGUAUUCAGCAAAAAAUUUAUGUUGAAGAAAUGGCAGGCAUUCAAAGACAAUCUGCUGAGAGAAUGGAAAAAUCAGAUCAACAAAUAUAAAUGGCACUCAUGUCUUUUCUAAAUAUGGAGUGGUUAC